UUGGUAAAAUGAAUUAACAGAAUUCUCUUAAUAUUCGUUAUGUAUUAAUUGUUAUUUUAAUCCAUACGUUAGAGAAGUAGUUUUUAAUUUUAAAUUAAAAUACAAUUGAACACAAAUUUCCAAUUUAUUAGAAACUAAAGUAAAAUAUUUUCUCGAUGGCUUAUAAAUUAAGUUCGGUUGUUUAUGGUCAUGUGUUGGAUGUUCGUGGUUUAAGUUCAACCAGUAAUGGAUAUAUCGUGUCUGUAUCUAGAGAUAAAACGGCGAAACUUUGGAAACCAAAUAGUGAAAACGCAGGUUACACAGAGGUUCAGACAUUUAGUGGUCAUACUAAUUAUGUAGUAUCUGUAACAGUUCUUAAAGAAUCUAGUAUUCUUCCUAGUGGUCUUAUUAUUACUGGAGGAAAUGACAAGAUGUUGUGUGGAUUUUUACCUGAAUCAUCUGAACCUAUUUUUGUUGAAACAAGACAUAAAAAUACUGUGUGUAAAAUUAACCCAGGUGUAUUAUUAAAUACAUUUAUAAGCUCAUCAUGGGAUUCUACUGCUAUGUUAUGGAAAGUAACAGUUGACUCUGAUCAAACUUACCAACCAGUAUUGUUAUCAAUUUUUAAAGGGCAUACUGCAGCUGUUUGGUCUGCUAUACAGUUGUCUUCAAAGUAUGUGAUUACUUGUUCAGCAGACAAAACAAUACUCAUUCAUAAUAUUAUACCAGGAGAUCCUCAAAAUUCAUCUGUCAUUAUAAAAAAAUUAACCGGUCACACUGAUUGUGUGAGAGAUCUAGCAGCAUUAAAUACUGAAAGCAAUGAAUUUCUCUCAUGUUCCAAUGAUGCUACAGUUAUAAGAUGGAAUGCAGAAACAGGAGAAUGUUUGGAAAAAUUUUAUGGCCAUCCAAACUAUAUUUAUUGUCUUGCUGUAUUUUCUGGCAUUGAUAUGGCUAGUUCAAUUGUAGUAACCGGUGGUGAAGAUCGGUAUUUAAAUAUUUGGAUGUGUACAGAUCAGCAAGUUAUACUCCAACCAGCCCAAAGUAUAUGGGCAGUGACUAUUCUUCCUAACAAAGAUAUUGUUGUUGGCUCAAGUGAUGGUAUAAUAAGAAUAUUUACAACAGAUGUUAAUCGUCAAGCUUCUAGUGAAGUACUAGCAUCAUUUCAAGAGCAAGUUGACAAUAUUAACCAGCAAGCUCAAAAAGAAAUUGGAGGAAUCAAAGUAGAGAAUUUACCUGGACCUGAAGUACUUUAUCAACCAGGAAAAAAUGAUGGUCAAAUAAUCAUGAUAAAUGAAAAUGGUAAAGCAAUAUGUUAUAAGUGGUUAUCUAAUGAGUGUAAAUGGGAUAAAGUAGGAGAUGUUUUAAGUGCAUCUGAUCCUAAUAAAAAUAUGCAUAAUGGAAAGGAGUAUGAUUUUGUCUGGAAUGUUGACAUUGAGGAUGGUGCUCCACCUUUAAAAUUGCCUUAUAAUAAAGAUGAAGAUCCUUGGUCUGUAGCUCAAUCAUUUAUUCAUAAACAUGAUCUACCCCAAUCAUAUUUAGAAACAGUAGCAAAUUUUAUAAUAUCAAAUUCUAAAACUUCUGCUCCUACACUGUUACCAGCCAAUCAAGAUUAUGUUGAUCCCUAUACAGGAGCUGCUAGAUAUGUGCCAACCUCAAAUCCUACCACGUCAUCUUCAAAUGGCCAAGAUCCUUUUACUGGACAGUCUCGUCAUGUACCUAAUACUCCAAUCAGCUACAACACAUUUUUUCCUCAAACUAGUUACCUUAAAUUUGAUCAAGCUAAUAUUUCAAGUAUUUUCAGUAAAAUUAAAGAGUUUAAUCUAAAACUAGAUGAUUCCAAUAAUAAACUAGAAGACCACCAAUUAGAAUCAGUUAUGAAAAUGUGUAAUGAAGGAAGUAAUGUUGAUGACACAUCAAUAAAUAUUCUAAUUCAUCUUCUUGACUGGCCUAAAGACAUUUUGUUUCCAAUUUUGGAUGUUACAAGAUUAGCUGUGCGAAAUAAGCAUGUCAAUGUUACUCUGUGUGCAAAUAAUUUGAUAAUGACAAAAUUGCAACCUCAUAUCUAUGAUAAUAAAGUACCUACUAAUCAGAUGUUAGCAUUUAGAUGUUUAUGUAAUCUUAUGCAACACGAAGAGGGAGAACUUUUAGUUUUAAGAAAUUAUGAAGAGUUACUAACUGUUAUUCAAAGUUUAUCUCAAGUGAACCUUAUACAAAAACAUCUCCAAAUUGCUCUCGCUACACUACUGCUGAAUUUUAGUGUUAUGAUUAAACAGUCUGAUGAUGAUAUUGCUAUACAAGCAGUCAAUAAUGCUAUUUCUUCUGUUUGUCCAAAACUCUCUGAACCUGAAGCUAUAUUUCGUUGUUUUGUUGCUAUUGGAACAUUAGUGAUAUUAAAAAAUCAACCUGAUUUAUCAGAGCAAAUUAAAGAUUAUAUUGCUUUAAUGGCUUCAAAUUCAGAACCUUCUAAAGUGCUAUCAUGUUCUAAACAUUUAAUGAAAUUAAUACAAAAAUAAUGUAUUUAUAAUUUGUGUAUUUCAUAUCACAAAUUAAAUAUUUUACAAGAACAUAUGUAUGGUUAUUUUAGAGGAAUUAUUAAAAUUUAUUAUUUGAU
This is a messenger RNA of Daktulosphaira vitifoliae (grape phylloxera), 2590 nucleotides long. It is a transcript of the gene Plap, whose product is annotated as phospholipase A-2-activating protein. Gene Ontology annotation, cellular component: cytoplasm; nucleus. The coding region runs from base 156 to 2492 and encodes 778 amino acids. The record is from RefSeq and is a predicted model, not a curated record. Gene Ontology annotation, molecular function: ubiquitin binding. The transcript is spliced from 11 exons. NCBI's taxonomy places the organism in Eukaryota, Metazoa, Arthropoda, Insecta, Hemiptera, Phylloxeridae. Gene Ontology annotation, biological process: ubiquitin recycling; proteasome-mediated ubiquitin-dependent protein catabolic process.